This is a messenger RNA of Liolophura sinensis, 5721 nucleotides long. RefSeq names its product lysine-specific demethylase 6B-like. Gene Ontology annotation, molecular function: RNA binding. Gene Ontology annotation, cellular component: nucleoplasm. NCBI's taxonomy places the organism in Eukaryota, Metazoa, Mollusca, Polyplacophora, Chitonida, Chitonidae. Gene Ontology annotation, biological process: RNA processing. The transcript has 15 exons. The record is from RefSeq and is a predicted model, not a curated record. Bases 111 to 2909 code for a protein of 932 amino acids.
CAAGACAGAUGCGAAAUCGUCAGAAAGACGUGUUGUGUUGGUGAGAUACCGGGUCCAAACAAUCAAAGUAGCCUUUGCAGUACUUUGCUCACUUUGCCAAAGUACAGAGUAUGUCUCACUGGCAGUGGAAUAGUGGAGGGCACUCGGGAGGAGCUGGGCGAGGCAGGGCCAUGGGGACAAAUGUCAGCAUGAAGCUGGAACAGAUGUCGGCUCAGGAGAAACUUAUUGCGGAAAAGAAAAGACAAUUUCAAACCAAACUGGCCGAGACGCAGAAAAAACAACAAGAUGUAGCUUUGAAGAAGCUUUAUGGUAACCUGGCCACUCCAUCUGGAACGGAAACAGCUCCUUCUACCAACAAGUUAUUUAGCAGAAUAGGGAAGCGACCAGGCUUUGUGGGUCGGCAGCCUGAUGUCAAGAAGGCUAAACCCGAACUAACUGAUGACUCACCUCAGAGGGGUCAGCAUGGGCUCUUCGCUAAUGAUGGAAAUUUCCUGGAAAGGUUUCGUGAGAUGCAAGGAAGAGCAAAUGAGGCCAAGGCUGCAAAAGAGGAAAAAGAAAAGGCUCGGAAAGCAAGCCAGGGUGCGCCAGUGGCUGGAGAUCCCCAGACAACAGUAACCUCGGUUAAGGAGCCUGUUACUGUUAGUAAACCAAGCAUGUUCGGCCAAUUCUCUGGCAAACCUGCAGGGCCCCCUGGGCAACCUGUGUUUGGUCCUGAUCAGAAGCCAGUGUCUGGCCAAGAGAGGCCACCCAAUAUGUCAGCUCCGCCUCCUCUCAGAGGCCCUUUGUCAGAGCCCCAAGGGGACUCUGUUCCUCCCCACGGCCCUCCAGCUCAGCAUGUGACAGGCCCACCUCCUGUAACACGCUCAGAACACUUACAGUCUAGUCAGCCAGAAUCUGGCCCCCCAUUAUCGCCUCAUACCAGUGGGCCACCACCUCAUUUUCCUCGAGGGUACCCGGCCCCUGCACGAUCCACGCCUCCUCCACCCUUCUCCUCUACCCCUACUACGAUCAGUGGACGACCGCCCCAGUUUACUCAAAGCAGCACACCAACCUCUCCCUUCCAGCCCCAGGAGAUGCGUCCGGCUCUAUUCCCUGGCCACCCAAUGCAACAGCCAGGUCCCCCAUCUCGUUUCCCUGGAUCUGGCCCCCAGUUUUUCAGUGGACCGCCUCCGCCGCCUAACACGAGCUCAACCUCCACAUUCCCAGCAUCAGGAGGCCCGCCCCACUUAGCACAACCUGGCUUCCCAGGACCCCAUGGCCCACCACCACCCCCGCCUGGUCCACCUCCCACAAGAGGCCCCCAUCCUCCACACGGAGCACCACCACCACCACAUGGUCACCAUCCCCCACCUCCGCCACAAGGAGCUCUGCCACCUGGCCGCCCACCCCACGGCCCCCCUCCUGGACCUCCCCCUCAGCAUGGUCCUCCCCAACCUCCGGCUGCUGUGGCUCCUUCACACCCUCCUGGACCAAACACUCUUCCACCCCAAGGGCCCUAUCCACUCCAUGGCCGUUUUCCACCUCCUCAAGCCCCUCCACCGCCUCCAGGCCCCCCUCAGCCACCACCAGGCACCCCACAUCCACAGUUUACUUCCUAUGGGCUACCUUCAUACCCGCCCUCUGUGCCAGGUGCCCCUCCUCCACCACGGCCGUCAGAGGUUCGACCAGGGAUAAAACAAGAAGAAGACUUCUAUGACCCCACAAGUCCUACAGUGGAUAUUAGUCCGGUGAAAAAAGCAUUUGAGGAUGAGAGAUCUUCAAAUGGUGCUCGUUUCUCUCAAAGGCUUCACCCUGCAUCAAAAACAGCGCCUUUACCAGUUACAAAUGUGCCAACAGUAUUCCAAGAAGACGAGGAAGUUUUUCCACCAGAGGACAGCGUACUCCUUGAUCAGCUAGCGGCAUAUGUGGCAAAUAAUGGGGGAGAUGCAGAGGCCCGGAUGCGUGAGGACAACAAAGAUAACCCAACUUACAGAUUUCUGCUGAACCCUCAGAGCAAUGACUACAGGUACUUCGCUGCUAAGGUGCAAGAGCUGAGGUCUGUGCUAGUGAAGGAGGAAGGGAAUGAGGCUGACACAGAGGAUACAACAGGUGGAGAUGGGAUAUCCAAAAUGACAAAGAGUUUAAAGAAAAAGAAGAGCCGCUGGGGAGGAGCUGCGGAAGUUGUGCCCCCUGUUCAGUCUGCAGAAGCUGUCCCUCCUGGAGCGUCUACACCCCAUGCACGACCUCGCCCCCCGGUGGUCACAAUGCAAGACUUUGCUCGGAAGAUGGUUGGCAGUGACACGAUGACUGAAGAGCAGGUCCAGCAGAUUAGGGAUCAACAAGAGUUGAACAUGAUGUACCAGUUAAUACUGGCCCAGAAGAAAGCCAAGGAGGCGGCCAUGAUGGCUGAGCUGCCAGGAAUGAAAGUGAAACCAAAGUACGAGUAUGACUCAGACGAGGACACAGAGGGUGGUACUUGGGAGCACAAACAGAGGAUGAAUGAGAUGCAGGCCACCAAGGAUUGGGCAGAUGAACUGACUCAGAGCAAUAAAGGGAAGCAUUUCAUUGGUGACUUCCUGCCUCCUGACGAACUGGAGAAAUUCAUGGAGACUUACAAGGCCCUAAAGGAAGGAAGAGAACCUGACCUAUCUGACUAUAAGGACUUCAAGUUGACCUGUGAGAACAUUGGCUACCAGAUGUUACAGAAACUAGGCUGGCAGGAGGGGGAGGGGCUUGGCUCUGAGGGACAGGGUAUCAAGGCACCUGUCAACAAAGGUAACACAGCCAUGGAUGGGAAGGGUCUGGGAAUUGAGAAGCCAGAUGCCCUGAACAAAGAUGACGAUGAAUAUGAUGCGUUCAGGAAGAGGAUGAUGUUGGCCUACAGGUUCAGGCCUAAUCCACUGAACAAUCCCAGGAGGCCAUACUACUGAUUGUGUUGGAGUCCCAUCUGGGGAGGUUGUUAAGACGCCUGAAAGAAACUUGACAGGGAGUUGGACUGAGUAGUAUUACUUGAUAAAUGAUAAAUUUGUCUGAAGUCUGUGCAAAGUUAAUGUGAAUAUCAGUACCAUGUUGGAAAUGGCAUUAAACACUGCGGAAGAGAUCAGAGCCAGCUAGACUUGCUAGUUUUAUUUUGUUGCUUUUUUUAAAUUAAAAUGUGGCAAAGUCCAUUUUGUAAAGUGUAUGAGAUAUACAGUAAGGAACCUAUCAUUUCCCUGGAAUUCUUUCCAAUUACAUAUUAUCACCCUGCAGUUAUAAAUUUGUGAAAAACUGUGAAAUUUGAUGUGAUUUACAGUAUAUCAGAUACAUUUUUACGUUGUUUUCUGCUGAAUAGUCACCCUUUUGUUCUACUGUUUGUACAGCAGGGAGAUGGUGAGAAAUUCUGUGAAAUUACAGGUGAUUUACAUUGGACAUGUUCAUCCUAUAUCAUAAGCUCAUGUAACUUGUUUCUUAUGCCUUGUUUAAUGCAAUAUUGUGUACGGGGGAACUUAACUUUAAUAUUAGCUUAGCUGUUGUAAAACUUGUAAGCUUGGUUAAGUCCAGUUUGUGCUGGCUUCCUCUCCGGCUGUAAGUGGGAAGGUCUGCCAUCAACUGAAGGAUGAUCAUGGGUUUUCCACGAACUCCGCCGGGUUUCCGUCUACCAUAAUGCCGGCUGCCGUCGUAUAAUUGAAAUAUUCUUGACUACGAUGUAAAACACCAAUCAGAUAAAUAAAAUCAGUAUAAAACUUCUUCCAGGAUGGGUAGAUUUUGAAGCUGGUUAUGUCAGUGAUUUUACUCCAGGCAGAUAUGGAGAAGUGAGAUGAGAUUUGAUAAAAUGUGAACACCUUAGUCUCUUCCUGCCUUUGUCAUUUUCAGCUCUGGCUAUUAGUAAGGUUGCCUUAUGGAACGGAGUCCAAGUUUCUCUCUAACAUUGCUAUCUUGUUUUAAUGGUGGUACAGCAGUGAGGCUUGAUGGCACUGAAGUAUGCAGCUCUUUUGUCAGGUGCUUCAGUUGUACAAAUGGUGCAUAUAUAGAGGCAUUAGUACAGCUUAGUGCCAAAUAAAAGUGCUGAAAAGUAUUUCUCUCACAGAUGACACUGAUCAAGAUACAGCUUUUUAAAAACUAAGCUAAGCUUUUGUCGUACGAAAUCAUUUGCAUGCUAAGACCAGUGUUUUAGGUUAUGGGUUGCCAUUGAGUCAUACGUCACAAAACAUUUGUGUAUGUAAAAGGUGUUGUAUAUUGAAAUAUGCUGAUAAGAAGUAUUAAGAAGUUGCUGUAACUGACCUUUAAAAACCAUAACUUUAGCUAUAAAUAUAUGUUCUUCCUUAAUACACAUAGAUAUUUACAUGUAUUUUAAAGCUCUGUUAAUCCAGUGUCCCACUGGUACAGCUGCAGCUUUAAGUCAGAAUGUUUGUCAGAUACCUGCAGCCGCUUGUUCAAAGGUGUAUUAAAAGUUACAGUAAGCCAGGCUUAAGUUUUAAUACCAAUUGUGGCCUAAUACAAAACUAAAGGGACUUCAGUCCAGGCUAAAAUUAAUACAAGGAUUACCAACUAAUGCAUGCUUGAACAACUUGGCCCUGGUGGUUGUCUGUGGUUUAUUCUAAAUCUUAAUACCAAUGUCAUACAAAGUACAACAGUGAAAUAAAAAAAAAAAAUAAUACCAGUGAUUCAGGUUGUUUUGGGAUGUUUUUGCAUUAUUGGACUGUUGUAUAUAUUACGCUGUUAAGAGACUCAUGUAUAUACCAUAGUAAGUAUCCACAUGUGUGCCAGGUACAUGUACGUGCCAAGGUGUUCACCAAGUCAUUACGUGACUUCAUUCACAAUAUGACAUAUAAGAACCUGUUCCAGAACUGAUGUCUAUAGUGCUAAGAUUUCUUGACAGCAUUUAACAAACAAAUAGCAGGUAGAUUUUAGUGAAGAAAAGAUCGUGGCAUGAAAAUUUUUCCAAGGAAUGGGACUCAAAUGUGUUUGUGAACUGAUUUAUGCAGCAUGUGAUUAAGGACUGUUCAUAUUUUAUUGUUAACAUCAACAGUGUUUGUAUAUACAUGUGUGUGUUGAUUUAAGUUUGCAAAGAGGGACCAGUUUUUGUGUGAAGCUAAUGAGAUUUGCAGUCGCUAUCUGUGAUGAAAUGGUAAAUAGAGGUUGAGAAAACUAUUUACAGAAGCCAGACAAAAAUAAAUUUUCUUAUGUGAAACACAAACACUUUUAAUUGAGGUUAAAAUAGAUAUAUGUGUAAUUUGCACAGUGGCAUAUAAUGUUUUCUUAGUUCAAAAAUAAAUAAAAUUGAAUAAAAUAUUUCAUGGUUUAGUCAGUUUUUAUGAUUUUUUAACUGAAGGGAAAGACCACCAAAUUCAGCAGUUUAUCACAUUGGGCUAUGUGUUCUUCAAGCCAUGUUCCACAUGAUUUUUUUUGUUCUGUGGAAGAAUGUUUGCUUUUUGAAUGUCAGUUAUGAAAGUGAAAUCUGUACUGUUUUUUUUUUUUACUGUACAUACAAAAUGUAUAUCCUGAAUUAACUAAUCACUGAGGUUGUUACUAAUGGUCAUUUCAUAAGUCAAUUUUCUGGUAAUGUAAUACAUUACAGCACCAUAAAGUGUGAGUCAUGAGGAAAAUUACAAGAAAUGGUUUUACAGUUUUCUUAAAGUGGACUGAGGUCAGAUCUAAUGCAAAACUGUCAAUUACUGAUUAUGGCUAUACAGUAUAUAUCAUUGUGCUUUAAAGUUGAGGUCAUGUUAGGUCAUUUCAUGGGGUACUUUGUGAAAUAAAGGA